AUGCUUUACAACAAGAUCGAUCGACCCUGUUCACGACAACUUAGCUCGGUCGAUCCCAUACCACAGGAGGGGGAUCGAUCGAACUCGUACACCCAUAGGCGAAUCGAUCGAUCUCAUGCGCCACGCCAUGCAGUGGUCGAUCUCAGCCGUUUGAUCUAUCUCGCACAGAUGAUAUCUCAGCCGUUCGAUCUACUUGGCGCAAACCGACUUGAUCGAACCACAGCGAACCGGAUUGAACCAAAGUCGACCCCAGAGCUAUUUAGACCUAUCUUUAGCCAUUGUUUAGGCUACGCCGUUUUCACAGUUUUACAUUGUUUUCUGAGGGAGAAGAGAUCGAACCUCUGUUAUUCACAGUUUGGAGAAGAUUUCUGA
Microthlaspi erraticum is the source of this 372-nucleotide messenger RNA. Lineage: Eukaryota; Viridiplantae; Streptophyta; Magnoliopsida; Brassicales; Brassicaceae. The record is from the annotation of a GenBank genome assembly.